This is a messenger RNA of Aspergillus pseudoviridinutans, 1089 nucleotides long. RefSeq names its product MFS transporter. Gene Ontology annotation, biological process: transmembrane transport. The record is from RefSeq and is a predicted model, not a curated record. NCBI's taxonomy places the organism in Eukaryota, Fungi, Ascomycota, Eurotiomycetes, Eurotiales, Aspergillaceae. The coding region runs from base 1 to 1089 and encodes 362 amino acids. Gene Ontology annotation, cellular component: membrane. Gene Ontology annotation, molecular function: transmembrane transporter activity. The transcript has 5 exons.
AUGUCGACGACCACAGUUGAGCUUGCUUUGCAAGGACAACAAGAGUCACGGAGCCCAGUCCGCACAUUUGGUCCGAGUGCUGACGAUGCAAUCGUUCAAGCAAAGCAAAAAUGGAAUGACCCUCCCAUCAACAAAGGGCGCCUUUUAGCCACCUUCGCCAGCUUCGCGGUUGUAGGAGCGAGCGAUGGUGUCUACGGACUUCGCGAAGACUAUAAGUUGUCUACCACCGUGGUCUCGUUGAUUUUCGUGACCCCGUUUGCCGGAUACACGAUGGCCACCCUCAUUGUCAACAAGAUUCAUAUGACAUUUGGACAGCGAGGGAUUGCGAUCAUCGGUCCCCUAUGCCAUAUCAUUCCGUUCGCGAUAAUGGCCAUCCACCCGCCCUGGCCGGUAAUGUUGGCCGUCUAUGUGAUUGUUGGUUUGGGAAAUGGCCUCAUCGACGCGGCAUGGAAUUCUUGGAUUGCUGAUAUGGCCAAUGCAAACACGAUGAUGGGUUUCCUCCAGGCAUUCUAUGGCCUCGGGGCGACCCUUAGCCCAACAAUUGCGACGCAGAUGAUCAAGUCCGGCCUACGCUGGAACUAUUUCUACUACACUCUGCUUGGUGGCUCCGCCCUCGAACUGCUGGCCAGCGUGGCUAUGUUCUGGAAAGAAAAUGCGGACAGCUUCAGAGUCAAGAAUUGCAGGAGUCCCGAUAGCAGUAGUGGGAGCAGAACUACAGAAGCAAUGAAAAGCCCCAUUACCUGGCUGAUAGCGGUGUGGCUGUUUGUGUACAUGGGUGUUGAAGUGUCCGUCGGCGGCUGGGUCGUCGAUUUUAUGGUCCAGGUCCGCAACGGAGAGCCAUUCGAAGCUGGUCUUGUCUCAACCGGCUUCUGGGCUGGUGUCACUAUCGGCCGUCUGGUACUCGGAUUCGUGAACGACUGGUUGGGCAUGUUUGUCGUGUCUGCCGUUGCUGUCUCGCUGCUUGGCUUCUUUACUGGCCCUCUCUUUCCCGCAGCAAUUGUAGUGGCGGCCAAGCUACUCCCGAAGCAUCUGCAUACUCCAGGAAUCGGGCUGGCGUCAGCAUUGGCCGGCGGUGGUGGUGCGAUGUAA